Messenger RNA from Mycetomoellerius zeteki, 1033 nucleotides. It is a transcript of the gene scu, whose product is annotated as hydroxysteroid 17-beta dehydrogenase 10. Gene Ontology annotation, molecular function: estradiol 17-beta-dehydrogenase [NAD(P)+] activity. Gene Ontology annotation, biological process: estrogen metabolic process; androgen metabolic process; fatty acid metabolic process. The coding region runs from base 137 to 907 and encodes 256 amino acids. NCBI's taxonomy places the organism in Eukaryota, Metazoa, Arthropoda, Insecta, Hymenoptera, Formicidae. The transcript is spliced from 5 exons. The record is from RefSeq and is a predicted model, not a curated record. Gene Ontology annotation, cellular component: mitochondrion.
AAUUUUUUCUGCAUCAUCGUUGAAAUUUAUACGCACCAAUUUAAAGUAUAAGAUACAGUACGUGUUCGGAAGUCGUUCCAGCAAUAAGUUCGUGCGUGUGAUCUUCGUGAUUAGGAAGAAUAAUUGAAGCUCGAAAAUGUUGAAGGGCACUGUAGCUUUGGUGACUGGUGGUGCUUCUGGGCUAGGACGUGGCACCGUGGAAAGGUUUAUCAAGCAAGGUGCUAAGGUAAUUGUUGGCGAUUUGCCUGCUUCAAAAGGUAAAACUGUAGCCGACGAAUUAGGAGAAGCCAAUGCGGUGUUCGCACCUAUGGAUGUAACUUCGGAGUCUGAUAUCCAAGCUGCUCUUGAUCUUACGAAACAAAAAUUUGGUAAGCUUGACGUUCUCGUCAACGCUGCUGGUAUCGCCGUAGCCUUUAAGACAUAUAAUAGUAAUAAAAAACUUCCUCACAAACUGGAGGACUUCGCUAAAGUUAUCGAAGUCAAUACCAUUGGUACUUUCAACGUUAUUCGCCUCUCUGUUGGUUUAAUGAUAGAAAAUUCUCCUAAUCAAGAUGGUCAAAGAGGUGUAAUUGUUAAUACUGCAAGUAUCGCCGCUUUUGAUGGUCAAGUAGGACAGGCUGCUUAUUCUGCUUCAAAAGGAGCAGUCGUAGGGAUGACUUUACCUAUCGCUCGUGAUCUUUCCAAGGAUGGAAUUCGUGUCGUAACAAUUGCUCCAGGACUUUUCGAUACUCCAUUAUUAAAAGCGCUGCCAGAAAAGGUACGAAUCUUUUUGGCAAAAAGUAUACCGUUUCCUCAAAGAUUGGGAAAUCCUGAUGAGUUUGCCAUGUUGGUACAGCAGAUCGUUGAAAACCCAUUACUAAAUGGUGAAACAAUUAGAUUGGAUGGUGCUUUGCGAAUGCAAGCUUAAAGGACUAUUAAUUUUUUUCAUUUUGAUAAAAUUAUAGUACUGAAGAUUUUUCUCGAAUUUCUUUGUCUCUUUUUGUGUACACACACACACACACACACACACACACACCCACAUACACACAAAAAG